AAAGCUUUCAAAAAGGUCAUUCCCCACUUCCUGGAAAUCCACACCUUGCAGAACGCCCAUCUCGCAAUGGCAACCUCGGAGAAGAAGAAAGAGAGGCCGAGUGCUCUGAGAUCCAUUAUUGCGGGGAGUACGGCUGGUGCGGUGGAAAUUGCUAUUACUUAUCCUGCUGAGUUUGCAAAGACCAGAACGCAAUUAAACCGCAACCUCGCGGACUCGGCGAAGCUUCCCUGGCCGCCGUUUGGGAAGGCGUGGUAUGCGGGCUGCACGACGCUGAUUAUUGGGAAUUCGCUGAAGGCUGGGAUUCGAUUCGUGGCGUUCGAUCAGUAUAAAGCGCUGUUGCAAGAUGCGGAUGGGAAGAUCUCGGGGCCUAGGACGGUGAUUGCUGGGUUUGGGGCCGGGGUUACGGAGUCGUUACUGGCUGUUACGCCGUUUGAGAGUAUUAAGACGACUUUGAUCGAUGACCGAAAAUCGGGCAAGCCACGAAUGCGAGGGUUUCUUCAUGCGGUUCCGAUUAUAGCUCGAGAACGAGGACUCCGCGGUUUCUUCCAGGGUUUUGUGCCUACGACUGCGAGACAGGCAGCUAAUUCCGCUACGAGAUUCGGAUCUUAUACUUUCCUUCGACAGUUGGCACAAUCGUAUACUGCGCCGGGGGAAAAGCUAGGAACGCUGUCUACGUUUGGGAUUGGGGGUGUUGCGGGACUCAUCACGGUUUAUGUGACGCAACCGCUGGAUACGGUGAAGACGCGGAUGCAGAGUAUUGAGGCUAGGCAUCUUUACAAGAAUAGCUUUGCUUGUGCGGCGCUGAUAGCGAAGAAUGAGGGGAUAUUGACGUUCUGGAGUGGUGCGUUGCCGAGGUUGGUGAGGUUGAUGCUUAGUGGGGGGAUUGUAUUCACGAUGUAUGAGAAGAGUAUUGAGUUGAUGGAUAGGUUGGAUCCGGAGAAGAAGUACAUAUGAUCGCUCUGGGGCUGGGGAUUGGGAUAUGCAUAGAGAUAUGGGUGCAUACAGCAUGGAGUUUCGGAGUUGAGAGAUAGGGACCAAUAGAGUCUAGUUGUUUUACACUUCUUCAAUUUGUCUGCCUGGACGCCGG
Molecule: messenger RNA, 1087 nt
Organism: Mollisia scopiformis
Lineage: Eukaryota; Fungi; Ascomycota; Leotiomycetes; Helotiales; Mollisiaceae
Product: mitochondrial tricarboxylate transporter-like protein
Exons: 5
Coding region: 67-954 (295 amino acids)
Biological process (GO): mitochondrial citrate transmembrane transport
Source: RefSeq, a predicted model, not a curated record